Molecule: messenger RNA, 1419 nt
Organism: Clonostachys rhizophaga
Lineage: Eukaryota; Fungi; Ascomycota; Sordariomycetes; Hypocreales; Bionectriaceae
Source: the annotation of a GenBank genome assembly
AUGGAGAGAAUGCCAGUUGAACUCCUGCGAAAUGUUCUGCAGGAGCUUGACCCCUCUAGUCUCAAAAACGUGAGACUGGCAAGCAAGCGAUGUGCGGAACUGGCCACCCCUAUCUUGUUCAGCGUGAUCAAGCUCGUGGGCGAAGGGCAGAUUUUAAGUCGCGUUCCUGACCCUCAGUUCUAUCCAAAACGCUCCGUUGAGUUUGGAAAGCUGCAUGAGUCGAUUGCCGAAGUCCUGCCGCUUGCCUGUAAUGCAACCCGGCUGGUGUUUGCUCCAGCAUUUUACCGAGAAGGAUUCUGGGAUGACUAUCGGGAAUAUUUGCAUGAUCUGAUGGAGGCACCCGUGGACAAGGAUGAUUCAGACUUUUCUGAAGACGGAAGUGAGGACGGAAGUGAGGGCGAGGACGAGGACGAGGACGAGGACGAGAGAGAGGAACGUCGCUACGAGGCCCGAAUUCAGGCUGUCAUCGCCAGAAGAGCAGCCCGGCCUGAGGUCGAAAGGGACCAAAUACGAGAAGCCGAAGAGCACUGGAAUCUAAGGAGACAGGAGCAAGAGGCAAACAGCGAGAGAGUCGAAGCCUCUCUACUGGAGCUCAUCUUGUGCAUAAACCUCAAAGAAGUUGAAAUCCAAGAAUGGGAGUUUUCCGACUUUGGAGGCCUCCAUUUCGAAAGCUACGAGAUCGAUGGAAUUCGGAAAGUCUCAUCACCUACCGCUCAUCAUCUGCAUCUCAUUGCUCGCUGCCUUCACAAGUGCGGCCGCCACAUUGAGAAGCUGAAUGUUCGUGCACUUAACCCAGAGGUGAUUCAAGAUUCGCCCGCUAUGCGUUUUGCGUUUGAAGGUCUCCGCCACCUCAGACUCGAUAUAUACCAUGUGGACUCUGUUCUUGAGGAUUCAUCCUUUGACCACGCUCUGCCUAAGCUACUCGAACAUGCCGGUCCCACUCUGGAACGCCUCGAAUUGGUAUGCGGUAGUAGUUGGCCUCAGCUUCCGAGCCGUGGUGUGCAUUUAUUGGGCAAGAUCUUCAACCACAAAGAGACUAGCAAGAGCCUAUCUUUCCCCAACCUCCGAUCCUUUGGACUCGUCUCUCUGAUCGUCAGCACUACCUCCCUGUUGGAAUUUCUAACCGCUCAACCAAAGAUCGCCAAGGUUGAGUUUAGCUACGUGUACCUGGCAACUUCAGGCAUGGGGUGGGAGUAUCUGGCCAGCGCCCUUCCUGCGUCUGUAGAGACCUUGGAGGUAUCUGGUAGGGUCGGCCAUGAACCGAUUGCAGGUUUUGAAACUCCGAUUGCAUACAACUGGUGUGCUGACUGGUCCUAUUUCGGGAGGCAGUUGCUUACUGAAACAGGCUGGAAGGGGAAGGGCGCGGGAACGACUCGAACUCAGUUCCGCAGAAUCGAGAAUUCUAGCAACGAAGAAUGA